Molecule: messenger RNA, 1684 nt
Organism: Talpa occidentalis (Iberian mole)
Lineage: Eukaryota; Metazoa; Chordata; Mammalia; Eulipotyphla; Talpidae
Gene: CNN2
Product: calponin 2
Exons: 7
Coding region: 50-973 (307 amino acids)
Biological process (GO): actomyosin structure organization
Molecular function (GO): actin binding
Source: RefSeq, a predicted model, not a curated record
UCCCCCGACGGCGCCCGGCCUGGCUGUCGGUCUGUCCCGCCGCCCGGCCAUGAGCUCCACGCAGUUCAACAAGGGACCCUCCUACGGGCUUUCCGCCGAGGUUAAGAACCGGCUCCUCUCCAAAUAUGACCCUCAGAAGGAGGCUGAGCUCCGCAGCUGGAUUGAGGGACUCACAGGCCUCUCCAUCGGCCCCGACUUCCAGAAAGGUCUGAAGGAUGGAAUUAUCUUAUGCACACUCAUGAAUAAGCUGCAGCCGGGCUCAGUCCCCAAGAUCAACCGCUCCAUGCAGAAUUGGCACCAGCUAGAAAACCUCUCCAACUUCAUCAAGGCCAUGGUUAGCUACGGCAUGAACCCCGUGGACCUGUUCGAGGCCAAUGACCUGUUUGAGAGUGGGAACAUGACACAGGUGCAGGUGUCUCUUCUCGCCCUUGCAGGGAAGGCCAAGACAAAGGGGCUGCAGAGUGGCGUGGACAUCGGAGUCAAGUAUUCGGAGAAGCAGGAGCGGAACUUCGAUGACGCCACCAUGAAAGCGGGCCAGUGUGUCAUCGGGCUCCAGAUGGGCACUAACAAGUGUGCCAGCCAGUCGGGCAUGACAGCUUAUGGCACGAGAAGACAUCUGUACGACCCCAAGAACCAUAUCCUGCCACCCAUGGACCACUCAACCAUCAGUCUUCAGAUGGGGACCAACAAGUGUGCCAGCCAGGUGGGCAUGACAGCUCCUGGGACCCGGCGGCACAUCUACGACAACAAGCUGGGGACAGACAAGUGUGACAACUCCUCCAUGUCCCUGCAGAUGGGCUACACGCAGGGCGCCAACCAGAGCGGCCAGGUCUUUGGCCUGGGCCGGCAGAUAUAUGACCCCAAAUACUGCCCACAAGGCCCAGUGGCCGAUGGGUCUGCCACCACUGAGUGCCCAAACCCAGGGGAUGCCCCCGAGUACCCCUCCUACUACCAGGAGGAGGCGGGCUACUGACGUACCCUUGUGGGUUGGGGGUGUUUUCUCUCCCCACCUCAUCGCCCCAGCUGAAUUUUCAGGUUUUUCCUCUUGUUUUUCUACAUGUCCUAGUGCUGCCGCCAGGGGUCUGUGGGGGAGGGCUUAGGGUCCCUGCUAGGGCAGUAAAUUUCCCAGCAGGCUCUGGGUGGAGGUGUAGAGGGAUGGAUAAGAAACCUGGGUCUCAAAUGAUUUCCUGUUGCUUUUUCCACUCUUCCCUUUUCUCUGCUGAUCAGUUUGUGGUUUCUGUACCCAUUGAAGUUGCUGGCAGUUUUAAAUAACCCCCCCCCCCCCCUCCAGGGAGAAAGGGGUGGGGAUAGUGAAGGAGGUACCAAGAGGGACUUAAGACCUCUGGGAUAGGGCCAGGCCACAGUCCUGACCUAUCUUAGGUGUCUUGAGAAUGAAUUUCCCCAACACUCCCAGACCACCCGCCCCAGCCUUCCCUGGGGUCCCACUGGGAAAGCGGAGGCCCAGGUGGGGCAAUGGAGUUCUGAGUAGUUGAGGCAAAGCCAGACCCCCCUCUCCUUCCCCCUCUGCCUGUUCCCCUUCCAAGGACUGCACAGGGACCUCCACCUGGAGGCCCUCCAGGGGCCCAGCCCCUGAUCACACCAUGAGAUAAUGUGAAAAACCAACUAUGGACCAAAGGCAAUAAAAACUUUUUAUGAAAAGAAGGUGGACACGAAAGCUGGCUUC